GUGUGUGUGUGUGUGUGUGUGUGUGUGUGUGUGUGUUCUCUUAAGACCCAAAUGUACCGAUGUACAGUGUGUGUUUGUGAAAUAGAUUUGUCUUGAAACCCCCAAAAAAUGGGAAUAGGCUAAAUGUAUAACAAAAGCGCUCCUGUUUGUUUGUUUGCUCCUUGCCCGGAGCGUUUGCAUUCCUUGAAGUCGUUUUCUUAAAGGGACAGGGAGAUCGCCUUCGGGCGCACGCCUCUUGCUUCACGAGCACUCCCUCUGGUUGUCAUCCAAUCCCAACCUGAUACGCUCACCUCCAGCCUAUUCACUUGUGAACUGUCAAAGUUUAAAGUCACUCCACAUCACAACCACCACCACCACCACCACCAGUGUCCUGGCCCCAGGGGGAAGUUUCCUUCAUCCCAGAAGCACUUAAUUCAUAGGACAAGUUCCAUGGUGUUCUACUUCCUGCCUGGAUCCACGUGCCAAAGUCUAUCUUCUCCUGUUCACAAUGAAUCUAAUGUUAUUCUAAUUGACUCUCAUUCGUUUUUCUCAGUCUCUCCCAGUGGACCUUGCAGCGCGUCCUGAUUACGUCUGAUAUCCAGGGCUACAUUUCUUGGUUUGCUGAGUCAAAUGUUGGGGAUAGACAAAUAACUGGUAAUAGCCUGUGGCAUGGGAGGAAACACAAUAAACAAUGGACUUGCGAGUCUAUCUGAAACUCCCCAGCUCUUCAAAAGGGUCGGUUGUGUUCCCUCCUGGUCCUUGCUUCUGCAGUCCGUGCAAGAGAUGCCUCCCUGCCCCGAGCUGGGGGCCAAGGACAUGUCGGGCGUCCGCGAUGCUCAGACGUGCCAGGACACUUCGGAGCCCUCGAGUUCAAACUCUUCGCCGCACAGUGAAUGCAAUGUCAAAGGAUUUCUCAGGAGAAAUGCUUUUAUUCUUCUCACGUCGGCCGCCAUUAUCCUUGGGGGCGUCCUGGGUUUUGCCCUGCACUACGCUGACAUGACAGACAUGGAAAUUCAUUAUUUCAGCUUUCCCGGGGAGAUGCUGCUGAGAAUGCUGCAGAUGAUUGUGCUGCCGCUCAUCGUCUCCAGUCUGAUCUCAGGCAUGUCCUCCGUGGACAUGAAGUCUUAUGGGAAAAUGGGGCUCCGUGCAGUUUGCUAUUACGUCUCGACCACCGUCCUGUCUGUCGUCACUGGCGUUGUCCUGGUCCUUCUCAUUCAGCCGGGCCAAUCCCCUGGCCGCACGGCGCUGUCCCCUGGUGGUAAAUCGGAGUCUGUGCAGACUCUCGACGCCUUCCUGGAUCUGAUCCGAAAUGUGUUUCCCCCGAAUCUAGUGGAAGCUUGUUUCAGAAUGUAUAAAACAGUUUAUUCUGAAACUCUGGAUGUCAUCAAUACGACUGAAAAAAGCAGCACGAUACCAACGCCGGGCACGGUCGAUGGGGUCAACAUUUUGGGUUUGGUGAUGUUCUGCAUCGCCUUUGGCCUCAUCGUGGGCAAAAUGGAGCAUGAGGGAAAACCUGUCAAGGACCUUUUCGACUGCAUUAGUAAAGCCAUCUUGCAUCUGGUGGGUGUAGUCAUCUGGUAUUCCCCGGUGGGAAUCCUCUUCUUGGUUGCGGGGCAGAUUUUGAAGAUGAAAGACUUCAGUGUUAUUGGUCGCCAGGUUACCAUGUAUAGUGUCACUCUGAUCGCGGGCCUGGCAAUCCACAGUUUAGUCUUCCUGCCUUUCAUCUAUUUCAUUUUCACACGCAAGAAUCCCUUCAGGUUCAUGGUCGGUCUCCUCCAGGCUCUCACCACCGCCUUUGGGACUUCAUCCAGCUCUGUGACCCUACCCAUCAGCCUGCACUGUCUGGAGAAAAAUCUGAGAAUGGACACACGGGUGACGCGCUUCAUGAUGCCUUUAGGGGCCGUCAUGACCAUGGACGGUACAGCUAUCUAUCAGGGAGUCGCUGCCAUAUUCAUAGCCCAGGUCUAUGAUGUGGAACUUAAUCUGGGUCAAAUCACCAUCAUCGGUUUAACUGCCGUAGUUGCAGCUAUCGGAGCAACAGGCAUCCCACAGGGCGGCAUGGUAACCAUGUCAAUGGUGUUGUCCUCAGUUGGACUGCCCCUGGAAGGCAUUUCAUUUAUCAUCUCGGUUGACUGGAUGAUGGAUCGUUUGAGGACGAUCACCAAUGUGCUGGCCGACUGUUUCGGUGUGGGCGUGGUGAACCACCUCUGCAGACACGAGCUGCAGAGCACUUCAGAAGAACGUUUGGUAGAAGAAGGGGAGGCGGAGAUACCUUUCGACUGAGAGGCAAAAACGACACGUAACCGCCCUUCAUGUUCUUCUUCCUGCAACACAUCAUAGCUUUUUAUUCAGGCACAAUUAAUGUUCAGGAAAAGAUGGCUCCAGUAGGACACUUGCUGCCCUCCUACAUUUACAAAAUGUUGAAAAAAAAUGAUGGGAGUAUAUCCCCGGUCAAUUUCAGCAGCAUUUUCAUGCAGAUUUUGUGUUAAAACUGAAAUUGAUGAUCCUUUCAGACAGAAAAUUGUAAAACUGCUGCUACUCUCUAGAAUGUUGAAGCAUUAUAUUAAUAUUAAUUAUAAUAUUUAAAAAAUUGCCAGGCUGCAGGGAGGAAUGCUGCUGUUCAGUGUUGCCUGUUUAGGAGGAACACAAACCCAGUGUAUCCUCAUUAAGUCAUUGUGAUAUAACUGCGAGGAAAAAUGAUUAAUGGUUGGUUUUUGUUUGAAAUGAAGAAGUUCUGAAUCAAAUAGGUCAUGCUAGAAAAUUGCAAGCAUUCCUUUUCCGAUUUGAUUGUUUUCAUGGUCAACAGAUAUGAAAAGAAUUUGUUCUAGCAAGAAUCAUGACGCUUGUUGGAUUCAUGCAAUUGGAGGCACAGAUUUGUU
Scophthalmus maximus (turbot) is the source of this 2858-nucleotide messenger RNA. RefSeq names its product excitatory amino acid transporter 1-like. Bases 649 to 2262 code for a protein of 537 amino acids. The record is from RefSeq and is a predicted model, not a curated record. Gene Ontology annotation, molecular function: L-glutamate transmembrane transporter activity; neutral L-amino acid transmembrane transporter activity; glutamate:sodium symporter activity. NCBI's taxonomy places the organism in Eukaryota, Metazoa, Chordata, Actinopteri, Pleuronectiformes, Scophthalmidae. Gene Ontology annotation, biological process: L-glutamate transmembrane transport. The transcript is spliced from 10 exons. Gene Ontology annotation, cellular component: plasma membrane.